This is a messenger RNA of Hemicordylus capensis (graceful crag lizard), 3619 nucleotides long. It is a transcript of the gene PITRM1, whose product is annotated as pitrilysin metallopeptidase 1. Gene Ontology annotation, molecular function: metal ion binding. Gene Ontology annotation, biological process: protein processing. The record is from RefSeq and is a predicted model, not a curated record. NCBI's taxonomy places the organism in Eukaryota, Metazoa, Chordata, Lepidosauria, Squamata, Cordylidae. The transcript is spliced from 27 exons. The coding region runs from base 74 to 3199 and encodes 1041 amino acids. Gene Ontology annotation, cellular component: mitochondrial matrix.
GCGUGUCGGCGGAGGGGCCAUUGCUUCAAGCUUUUCGUGGUGGUGGCCGCCGGGAAGGUCGCGUGGCUGGACCAUGUGGGGCCGCUUUGCCGCUGCGGGGCGGCGGCUGGCGCUGAGGAGCCUCGGCCGUGUUUAUAGUUCGAGAUCCUUCAAUCAAAGACUGUGGAGGUGGAAAAGCAGUGCUGCUAAUGAAAGGGCACUACAGUACAAGGCUGGAGACCACAUCCAUGGAUUCACAGUUAACCAGGUGACAGCUGUACCUGAGUUAUUUCUAAGUACUGUUCAGCUCAGUCAUGAAAAGACUGGGGCCAAGUAUUUGCAUGUGGCAAAAGAAGAUUCCAAUAAUCUGUUCAGUGUUCAGUUCCGUACCACCCCCCUGGACGAUACGGGUGUUCCCCAUAUUCUUGAGCACACUGUGCUCUGUGGUUCUCAGAAGUAUCCUGUCAGAGACCCCUUCUUCAAAAUGCUGAACAGAUCACUCUCCACAUUCAUGAAUGCGUUUACAGCUAGCGACUACACCCUGUACCCAUUUUCCACCCAAAAUCCUAAGGAUUUUCAGAAUCUUCUGUCUGUGUACCUGGAUGCCGUGUUCUUCCCGUGUUUGAGACAUCUGGAUUUCUGGCAGGAAGGCUGGAGGUUAGAGCACGAGAAUCCAACGGACCCUCAGACACCAUUAACCUUCAAAGGGAUUGUAUUUAACGAAAUGAAGGGAGCAUUUACAGACAAUGAGAGAGUUUUCUCCCAGCACCUUCAGAACAAAAUUCUCCCGGAUCACACGUAUGCAGUCGUGUCCGGGGGUGACCCACUGAAGAUCCCCGAUCUUUCCUGGGAACAGCUGAAACAGUUCCAUGCCACGCAUUAUCAUCCCAGCAAUGCAAGGUUCUUCACUUAUGGUAACUUUCCACUGGAGCAACACUUGAAGCAAAUCCAAGAGGAAGCAUUGAGUAAAUUUCAGAAAAUUGAACCAAAUACUGCUGUCCCACCGCAAAAACUCUGGGAUCAUCCCAGGGAACACCAUGUGGCGUGUGGUACAGAUGCAUUUGCCACAGACCCUAAGAAGCAGACAGUGGUCAGCGUUGGCUACCUCCUGGCAGACAUCACCGAUACUUUUGAAACCUUCACACUGAACCUGUUGUCUUCACUCUUGGUUGGUGGCCCAAAUUCUGCCUUUUAUAAAGCUUUAAUCGAGUCUGGUCUGGGUACAGACUUUUCACCAGAUACUGGGUUUAAUGGCUCCACAAAAGAAGCUUAUUUCAGCGUAGGCCUUCAAGGGAUUGCUGAGGAAAAGAUUGAAACUGUGAAGCAAAUUAUUGCUAGAACCAUUGAUGAAGUUAUUGAAAAUGGAUUUGAGGAAGAAAGGAUUGAAGCACUCCUCCACAAGAUUGAAAUCCAGAUGAAGCAUCAGUCAACUAGCUUUGGGCUUGCCUUAACAUCAUACCUGGCCUCCUGCUGGAAUCACGAAGGCGACCCUGUUGACCUCCUGAAGAUUGCUGACAAAGUGACUCGGUUCAGGCAGUGCCUCGAAGAGGAUCCCCAGUUCCUUCAGCAAAAAGUGAAACAGUACUUCAAGGACAACCCUCACAGGCUGACUCUGUCCAUGAGUCCUGAUGGGGCUUUCUAUGACAAGCAAGCGGCUCUGGAAGCAGCAAAGCUGAAAGAGAAGGCUGAGGCUCUUUCCGAAGACGAGAGGAAGCAAACUUAUGAAAAAGGCUUGGAAUUGAUAGAUCUGCAAAGCAAACCUCAAGACACAUCCUGCCUUCCAGCCUUGAAAGUUUCGGAUAUUGAGCCUAAAAUGACGUUUACGGAGCUGGAGACGUCACUUACAGCCGAGGGUGUCCCUGUCCAGUACUGUGCUCAGCCCACGAACGGCAUGGUGUACUUCAGAGCAGUUUCCAGUCUGAAUACCCUCCCGGAGGAACUCAGACCAUAUGUUCCUCUGUUCUGCAAUGUCAUAACCAAAAUGGGAUGUGGAGCUCUCAGUUACCGAGAACAAGCUCAAGAAAUAGACCUAAAAACUGGCGGCCUUUCUGUCAGCCCGCACAUCACUGCAGAUGACUCCCAUCUGGACAUGUAUGAGCAGGGUGUUCUCUUCUCUUCUCUGUGCCUGGAUAGAAAUCUGCCUGACCUGAUGCACCUAUGGACUGAAAUAUUCAACCACCCCCAUUUUGAAGAUGAGGAACACUUCAAAGUCUUGGUCAAGAUGACGGCUCAGGAGCUGUCGAAUGGCAUCCCUGAUUCUGGGCACCUCUACGCCUCCAUUCGAGCGAGCAGAACCCUGACGCCUGCAGGGGAGUUGCAGGAGAUGUUUAAUGGCAUGGAGCAGGUGAAGCUGAUGAAGCGAAUUGCCGAGAUGUCGGAUAUUAGGCCAGUGUUGCGAAAAUUGCCCCGCAUCAAGAAACACCUAUUAAAUAGUGACAAUUUGCGAUGCUCGGUGAACGCCACACCUCAGCAGAUGUCCAGUGCUGCAAAAGCCAUAGAAAAGUUUAUCAAGGGUAUUGCCAGGAGUAAAAAGGAACGGAAGCCUAUCCGUCCACAUGUGAUUGAGAAAACCUCAGACCUCAAAACUGCUGGCAGUGAGGCCCUGACUUGCUCCCAGAUCACCAGGAAGCUGAUUACGGAUCCCACUUUCCAGCCAUGUCAGAUGAAAACCCAUUUUCUGCUUCCCUUUCCUGUGAAUUAUAUUGGCGAAUGUGUUCGGACCGUUCCCUUCACGGCCCCAGACCACACAAGCCUUCGCAUCCUUGCCCGGUUAAUGACUGCUAAAUUUCUGCAUACGGAAAUUAGAGAGAAAGGGGGUGCUUAUGGAGGUGGUGCUCGGCUGAUGCUCAAUGGCAUCCUCAGCUUUUACUCUUACAGGGAUCCGAAUUCUCUGGGUACUCUGGCUACCUUUGAAAAAGCUGCCGAAUGGGCGAGGGCAGGCAAAUUCACACAACAAGACAUUGAUGAAGCCAAGCUUGCUGUGUUUGCAGCUGUAGAUGCUCCUGUUGCUCCAUCUGACAAAGGGAUGGAUAACUUCUUGUAUGGGAUCUCUGAUGCGAUGAAGCAGAGGUAUCGGGAGCAUCUUUUUGCAGUGUCCAGGGAUCAACUGAUCGAUGCAGCCGACAAAUACCUUGCUGCUGGGAAGAGCACAAGAGGACUGGCUAUUCUUGGGCCAGAGAACACAGACACUGCCAAAGACCCUUCAUGGGUUAUACGAUAACGUGUGUUGGCAGCAGGGUAGAGAAGAAAUCCAAGCAAUCCAUGCGACAAGCCCAUAUCGCUUUGGCGCUGCCUCCUCUACAAAACUGCGGCAACAAUAAGGCGGCAUUGUGGUGUGUCGCCUUGUUUGUGCCUGCAACAACGUUUAUGGAAGAAAGAUGGCACCAGCCAAUGUCUGCCUUUCAUUAAGCUAGCAGUUUCUCAAACUGAAGCUCCUGAUUAUGGUCCCAAAGCAGCCACAGCCAUUGGAUCACACCUGACACUUUAAUAGUCUCUCAGUAUUUUGUAGAAACUCAGGAUUGAGCCUUCAGCUUGUCUACCUUCAAUCAUGUUCUUUUUUUUUUUUAAGGUAACUAUGACAUUGAAAUUAUUCUUUGCUCUUCCUUGAAUGUUUUGUGCCAUUAAAUAUUUCAGCCUCUGA